AUGGAACGACACUCGAUCUCAAAGAGCCUUGCCCACAGCCGCAAAAUGUCAUCCGUCCGCAUUCCCACAGGAACAGACGCUCGCCGGUACAGUUCGAGCGGGAAUCGAAGUACGCCCAGAGGCUGUCUGAAAGCGGAACAGUGCUCCGUCUCGGACAACAUACCACGCAACACACUUUGUUGCCAAGCCGGAACCACAAUCGUCUCGGUGAGUGGAAUCAUAGCGUUUGUCUUGCACACUUGCUCUGCUCGACUCGGUUUCCUCGUCAAGCGAAUGGUACCAUUGUCGCUUAAGUCGUCUUUUCGUCGUGGACGGCAUCAUGUGCCCCUCGGCCCGACGGAGGCCAAGCUGACAUUCGAUUGUCUUCAGUCCCAAACUGGCCGGACCCGAGUUAGGCUGGCGACUGCAUCGAAUUUCGAUGAUUGCCACAAUCGAUGCUCCGUAGAACUUGAUCACUCUUCACCCUCCGCCAAUCCGGGGCGCGACUAA
Molecule: messenger RNA, 489 nt
Organism: Protopolystoma xenopodis
Lineage: Eukaryota; Metazoa; Platyhelminthes; Monogenea; Polystomatidea; Polystomatidae
Source: the annotation of a GenBank genome assembly